Molecule: messenger RNA, 1606 nt
Organism: Punica granatum (pomegranate)
Lineage: Eukaryota; Viridiplantae; Streptophyta; Magnoliopsida; Myrtales; Lythraceae
Source: RefSeq, a predicted model, not a curated record
CGUCUAUGUUCCUAUCAAUCACACACUCUCAGUCUCAGGCUCUCUCUCAUCCUCGCGCGCGCGCACACACGCUGUCUCUCCGUCAAUCGGCGUGCAUUCUCAUUCUGCGAUCGAUCUACUCUCGUCUCAUAGAGAAAGAAUGGAGAUCAGGGGACCAAGGGCGGCAAUGCCCGCUGAGGAGGGAAGGUACGGAAGACUUUGUGCCCGAACAGGCACCAAGGUCUGCUCCUUCUGGUUAGAGGGACGAUGUACCCGGAACCCGUGCAGGUUCCUGCACGUGGAAUUGCCGCCCCCGCGGAACAACAAGAUCGCCUGCCGUCACCCCGCGGUGAAGCCGAAGAGCGGAGGAGGGGCAAGCAACGGCGAGGGUUCGAAAGGAAAAGACGGGUUCAAGCCAGAGGAGCGACUCUGUCAGCACUGGGCUUCUGGCAUCAGUUGCGUGAAAGGCGACAAGUGCGAAUUUCGGCAUUCUUGGUCCCGCGGUGAAGGCUUCAGCUUGCUGGCCAAACUUGAUGGGCAUGACAAGGGGAUUGCUGGGAUCGCGUUUCCAUCAGGAUUGGACAAACUCUAUACCGGCAGCAAUGACGGAAUGGUGAAAAUUUGGGACUGCCACACUGGGCAGUGUUCCGACACGGUCAAUGUGGGCAGUGAAGUUGGCUGUUUAAUCUCUGAGGGUCCGUGGGUGUUCGCUGGCUUGCGGAAUGUCAUUAAGGCAUGGAACGUCGAGAACGGUGCUGUCUUUGAUCUUCAAUUUUCUUCCGGGCUGGUUUUCUCGAUGGUCGUCGACAACAACAUGCUCUUUGCUGGGUGCCAGAAUGGUGAUAUAAUGGUUUGGAGAGGCACUUCGCUGACAAGCCCCCCGCAGCUGCUGACAACCUUAAAAGGCCAUACCCGAGCAGUUGUUUCACUGGUUAUUGGGGCCAAUCGGCUGUACACUGGUUCCGUGGACCACACUAUAAGGGUUUGGGAUAUCCAAAAUUUAGUGUGUAUCACAACGCUAAAGGGGCAUACUAAUGUGGUGAUGUCCGUCCUCUGCUGGGACAACUACCUGCUGUCUUGCUCAUUGGACCAGACAAUCAAAGUCUGGGCUGCAACUUCACCCGGGGGCAGGGAUUUAGAAGUUAUAUACACCCACAAUGAGGAUCAUGAAGUCCUUGCACUCAAAGGGAUGCAUGACAUGGAAGGAAAACCCAUCCUACUCUGCUCCUGCGACGACGACACUGUGCACCUUUACGAGCUUCCAACGUUUGCCGAGAGGGGCCGGAUAUAUUCACGGUGCAAAGUUCUAGCCCUGCAAGUUGCUCCCACAGGUGGCCUCUUCUUCACUGGUGAUGGAGUCGGAACGUUGAACGUGUGGAAGUGGUCGGGAGAGCUGAAGCAAGGGAUGUUGUGAUCUGUCCAAUCAAUCUUUUUUAGUUCAAAGCUGGACAGACCGGCCGGUCGAGAAUUCUUUUUCAACUGUCUUGGGAAUUUAGGCCUAAGAUAAGAUGAUGAGAUAUAUUUGUGGAUACCCAGAUUGGGAUUCGCUCUCUAAGCCAAUAUCUCUUGUGUAUAUGUACGCUGAUAAUUUUUGAAAUGAAGGAUUUCAGCUAUUCUUUGCAGUACU